Molecule: messenger RNA, 3476 nt
Organism: Polyodon spathula (Mississippi paddlefish)
Lineage: Eukaryota; Metazoa; Chordata; Actinopteri; Acipenseriformes; Polyodontidae
Gene: wdfy2
Product: WD repeat and FYVE domain containing 2
Exons: 12
Coding region: 177-1379 (400 amino acids)
Molecular function (GO): protein binding; metal ion binding
Source: RefSeq, a predicted model, not a curated record
GACUAUCUGGUAAUAUGGGCGCAGCACCGGCAGCAGCAGCAGCACAGUCAGCUGACGUCCAGCAUUGCUGACCGUCAUCGAGCCACACUGAACUGUAUACAAGUACACCCAAAAGGCAUCUGGUAGGGGUGUUGGUACACAGACAAACACAGCAGACAAAAUACUAGUGCGUUGUAAUGGCGGCGGAAAUCCACCCAAAACCACUGACGCGGAGACCAGUUCUUCUCAAUAAAAUCGAGGGAUCGCAGGAUGUGGUGAAUACUGCAGUGAUCAUCCCCAAGGAGGAUGGGGUCAUUAGCGUCUCAGAAGAUCGGACGAUUCGGAUCUGGCUGAAGAGGGAUAGUGGGCAGUACUGGCCUAGUGUCUAUCAUUCUAUGCCAUCUCCUUGUUCCUGUAUGUCUUUCAAUCAAGAGACAAGAAGGCUCUCUGUCGGUAUGGACAAUGGAUCCAUCUCUGAAUUUGUCCUUGCUGAAGAUUACAACAAAAUGACUCCUGCCAGAACUUUCCAAGCUCACCAGGGUAGAGUGACAGUGGUUCUGUUUGUGUUGGAGAUGGAGUGGGUACUAAGCACGGGACAGGACAAAAACUUCAACUGGCAUUGUUCAGAAAGCGGGCAACGAUUAGGGGGCUAUCGGACAACCGCCUGGGUAUCUUGUCUGCAGUUUGAUGUGGAGACUAGACAUGCCUUUGUUGGGGAUCACUCGGGACAGGUCACCAUUCUCAAGCUGGAGCAGGAGAGCUGCAGCCUUGUCACCACAUUUAAAGGGCAUACAGGCAGUGUUACAGCUCUCUGCUGGGAUCCUGUCCAGAGAGUUCUAUUCUCGGGCAGCUCAGACCAUUCCAUUAUAAUGUGGGACAUAGGAGGCAGGAAAGGGACAGCCAUUGAACUGCAAGGACACAAUGAGAAGGUUCAAGGCCUGUGCUACGCACAUCACACUCGGCAGCUCAUCUCGUGCAGCUCAGAUGGAGGGAUUGUCAUCUGGAACAUGGAUGUUAAAAGACAAGAGACUCCGGAGUGGCUAGACAGCGAUUCCUGUCAGAAGUGUGAACAGCCUUUCUUCUGGAACUUUAAGCAGAUGUGGGACAGCAAGAAGAUAGGACUCCGGCAGCACCACUGUAGGAAGUGUGGCAAGGCAAUGUGUGGGAAGUGCAGCUCAAAGCGAUCCACCAUACCGCUGAUGGGAUUCGAGUUUGAAGUGAGGGUCUGCGACAGCUGCCACGAGUCAAUAACUGAUGAGGACCGGGCACCCACAGCCACAUUCCACGACAGCAAGCACAGCAUUGUUCACAUUCACUAUGAAGUAACAAGAGGCUGGCUGUUGACAUCGGGGGCUGAUAAGAUUAUUAAGCUCUGGGAUAUGACACCAGUGGUUUCCUGAUGGCUUCCCAAUGACCUUAAAAAGACAGUAUUUACUGAAGCACUGAAAGCUCUGGAAAUACAGGUUGGAGGCGAACAACUACAUUUCAAAUAACACUUUUAAAAGGGACCUUGAAAACAUCAUUGGCGAGGGGGGGUUGGCUUUUGACUGGUAUUUGUACAGCCUGCUUGCUGUGAACCUAAAAAGCAUAUGUUGUAAUUUUUGUUCCGAUGCGGUUCGGCGUUUUAAUGCCCCUCAUCGGGUUUGAUUUCCAGCGGGGAGACAGGAAGAAGAACGGCAGCAUGAGGAGACAGAUUUAUUUUCUUUAGAGCAGGCUGCUUCUGGAACACAACAGUGUCUUAAGGCAUGAUUUCUAAUAUAUGGAAAUUGUUUUAACAGCGUAAAUAAAACAAAAUGAUCCUUUACAGAUUUUGACACUGGAUUGCACAAACCCAUUCAAUGCAUAUGCUGGAAACACAUUCUACAAUCACCACCAUUUAUGACUUCUGACAGCUCUACAGAGAAUAUUUCGGGAAGGGUUGUUUAUGUGUAGCAGUUUGUGUGGGGGGAGGGGGAAACUAAUAGUUUAUAAUAUAAUUAUAAUAUAAUAAGCAAUUGCAUAUUGUUUAAAUGAGUGACUGUAUUUUGUACUUGAACCAUUGCACAUUUAUAUUCUAUUAUUGUUUAAAAAAUACAGAUGAACCCACUUUAUUUCUCGAUUGCCGUGCGGGUAUAACCUGUGGGAUGAACCGGGUUUGACAUUUGCCUAUGACAGCACAUUACAAGUGCGAGAAAAAAAGUAAGAUAACUAACAAUGAAUUGCCAUUUACUGCAGAUGUGUUCCAUUUCUUCUAGCGUUAUUGUAAAACUGUUUGUAUACAAUCUUAUGUACCCUUCAGUCCUUGUUGUACUGGUUAGACUGACAUCCUGAAUGUGCUUCUUUAGAGCAAGGUCACUCGGGCCAUCAGUGGACACUACUCAUAAACAUGAAGCAUCUGAACUUGGAGCUAACCACCUACAAUGAUUGCAAACUUCAUGCAAAAUCAAUGACCGUGAUCUAUUUAAAGAGCUAGUAUCAUGUCUGUAUUAGAGAUAACUAUCAGUGCUUUUUUGGUAUUAUGAACUACCUUGUGCAACUCUGGUCUUCGCAUGGUGCACACUGAUGAAAGUUAGUCACUUGAGCGCUCUUAUAGGCUAACUUUUGCAGACAGUAGCUGCUCAGGUUGUUAGGCUAUGCUUGGUGUCACGUGCAGCAGUGUUAUCUGGAAUGAAUGAACUUAAUGGCCUGUUGGUUAUAGACAUGUUUUACUUUUGUAUAAAAGCCUUUUCAGGUAAGGUAAAAUGGAAUGCAUAUACAACACUGUGACGGUUAAACUGUGAUACUGGGUCUGUAAAUGGCAUUUGAAGUUGCUUACUCUAGUUAAGCCCAAAAAAAAAAAAAAAGGCAAAUAGAUCUACACAUCCAACAAAGACGUUGCCCCAGAGAUUUAUUUCUUAAUCCUAGCAAACAACACAACUAGAAAAAAGUUUAAUUGAAUUUCAACUUGUGAGCUACAGCAACAUUUCAAUAACUUCAUUUUUUGCUAGAUAUAAAUCUUUUCUAUAUAUGCUGUUUCACGCUAUGUGACCGUGGGGCAUGUUGUGUUUUUAAAAUAAAUAAUUAUAUUCAUGACGCUGUUCUGGACUGUAAGAAACCAGCAACAGUCUGUAAAAGGUUCAUGGAUAUCAAAUUGUAUUUUAUUCAUAAAAACAAGACUUAAAAGCAUCUUAAACCAGGCUUAUUAUCUGUUCACCGUGAUGCCUUUGCAACUGUGUAACGUAUAUAUCUCAUCUGUCAUACAUAAAGAAUUACUAAUCAUCAUCUGCAUCAUCUUUCUAACACUUAUGUAUCAUGUCCUGGCAUUGAAACCCUUCUGUAACUUCAGUCUUGUGGCAUGAGAGCCAUGUAAUACUCCAUAUAAACAAGCAAAUGUACUCUGGGUUCAAAAUACAGUAGGUGAGCAGUUCAAGAAGCAUUCCCACUGGACAUUUAUAGCAUAGGUUUCUGUAUGGUGUCUAAUGGGAACAGUGUAAAUGAUAUGGAAAGUAAGGGUUUAAGUAUAUUAAUACUUUAUUUGU